Pistacia vera is the source of this 1582-nucleotide messenger RNA. RefSeq names its product TMV resistance protein N-like. The transcript is spliced from 8 exons. The record is from RefSeq and is a predicted model, not a curated record. Gene Ontology annotation, cellular component: chloroplast. Bases 110 to 1582 code for a protein of 490 amino acids. Gene Ontology annotation, molecular function: ADP binding. Lineage: Eukaryota; Viridiplantae; Streptophyta; Magnoliopsida; Sapindales; Anacardiaceae.
GGCAAUUGCUACACUUGGGACCUAUGAUAUUGCACUAGAGCUGGGCAAGAAGGUGGUAUGCCAGAGGCAUUGUCGUACAUGCAAUGGAUGGCAGGCAUUGCGGUGUACUAUGUGCCGAGGAUCAGGGCAAGUGCAGUACCAAGUAAAAGAUUACACCUUGAGAAGUGGAGAGAAGGCAACUGCUGAACGUGUUGCGGAUGCCAUUGUUGAUAAUCGGGCUGAGUUGGUGCACCUUCCAUCUACAAUUGAUCUUAACUCACCAUUGCCAUCGAAAGAUUGCCCGACUUGUGAUGGAACAGGUGUCAUGGGCUGUCCUGAAUGCAAACACAAAUUACAAGUCACUAUCUCUGCAGAUGAUAUCAUGGAGCCUCCGUGGAAAGCCUACAAUGUCUUGAGAAAGAUGGAUUAUCCAUAUGAGCAUAUUGUUCACAGCAUGAAGGACCCCAGUAUUGCGGCAUUUUGGCUUAUGACCUUGCCUCAGGUUGUGGGCGGAUUUGACUAUGAUGAUGAUAUCAAGCAGAAAAUUUGGUGGCAAUACAAGGUUCCAGAUUCAUUUUGUUUCCUCACCCUAGUGCAUGAAGCAGUACUUGUACAACAAAUUGUGAGUGACAUUUAUGAAAAACUGAAUUAUCUGUCGCUCGUUAAAGAAAAGGAACUGGUUGGUAUAAAAAAACAUAUCGAGAAAAUUGAAUCUUUGUUAUCCAUGGGAUCCAAAGACGUUUUCACGGUGGGAAUUUGGGGCCUCGUCAGUGUAGGAAAGUCUACUGUUGCUAGUGUUGUGUACCGCAGAAUCUAUGAGCAAUUUGACAGGUAUUGCUUUAUCGAUAAUGUUAAGGAACAAGCUGAGAGAAGUGAUGGACUAAGUACCCUAAAGCAAGAAAUUCUUUCAGCAAUAACACUUGAAGAUAAAAACGAUGACCGCUCUGAUGCAAAACAAAAAUCCGCAGGCAGCAAAAAGGUUCUCAUGGUUUUCGAUAAUGUGACACAAGGUAGUCGAAUCAUUAUAAUAACGAGAGAUGAACAAGUGUUGAAAGAAUGUAGAGUGGAUAAAACGCACAAGGUUGAGGGAUUAUUGCAUGCCGAAGCUCUUAUACUUUUUAAUUCGUAUGCCUUUAAAGAUCAUGAUCCAGGGGAACGUUCUUUGGAGUUGUCAAACAAGGUAAUAAUAUAUGCUAGAGGCGCUCCAUUUCUUAUCAAAAUUUUGGGGUCCUUUCUAUAUGGCAAGAGACCUCAAGAUUGGGAAAGUACACUGAAUAUGCUGGAGAGAAAUGGUGGUGUGAAUUUCUUAGAAGUGCUAAAAAUUUGUUAUAAUGGAUUAAGUGAUGAAGCGAAGAAAAUAUUUGAAGAUAUUGCAUCGUUUUUUAAUGGAAUGGACAUAGAUCGCAUAAAAAGUACUCUGGAGGCCAAGAAUAAUUUCUCAAUGGAGAUGGGGCUCAAUGUUCUCCUUAGUAAACAUUUUAUAUCUAUAGCAAACAACAAAGUUAAAGUGCAUGACUUAUUACAAAAAAUGGGUCGAGAAAUUGUUUGGAGCGAAUCAUGUCAACGCAGCCUUUUGUCGAUGCAGCCGUUUGUGGCAUCGUGA